AGCAUUCCGCUGGAGUUACCCGGCCGCAUAGCAGGUACCUGGGCUAUCGAGAGCAUCUAGUCGUCCCCAAUCGCGCCAAGACAGUAUCAAGGCUGUGCUAGAACCAAGCCAUGUCGAAUGCUCGAUUGAGGACGUCGGACGAAAUCUGACGGCAUCUUCUGACGGACUUUCGUGCUGCUAAUCUCCAUCGCCCACAGGCAAACGCAUGACGCGUAGUUGAGACAUUGCAUUUAUUAUUCUGAAUCAAGCUCACCGCGUCCGGGCAUUCUACAAAGCAGUUUCGUCCCUCGUCCAUCCACCAUGGUAGGCAUCAGCGAAGUCAGGACGCAGCUAAAAGACCUCAGCCGUUACGGCUCCGGAUUGGUUGGCGUCUUUGUCGGAGGAACUUCUGGUAUCGGCGAGACGACUGCUCGUGAGUUCGUGCGAUAUACCACGAAGCCACACGUUUACGUCGUCGGUCGGUCCCAGGAAGCAGCCGACAGGCUCAUCCCGGAAUUCAAAUCCCUUAACGCAGACAGCAACAUCGAAUUCAUCAAGUCAGACGUCUCGCUCCUCCGGAAUGUCGAUGAUGUGUGCAAGCAGCUCAUCGCCAAGGAAGAUAAGAUCAACCUACUGUGCCUGUCCGCCGGCUUUUUUACCUUCCAGGGACGCCAGGAAACCAACGAAGGUCUGGACUCAAAACUGUCCCUUCACUACUACUCGCGCAUGCGGUUCAUCCAGCAGCUCCUACCGCAACUGGCCAAGGCUGCAGAGACACCAGCCGAGGGAGGAAAACAGCCCAUGUCUCGUGUGAUCUCUGUUCUCGGAGCUGGCCUCGAGAAGCAAAUCGACCUCUCGGACUUCGAUCUCAAGAAGAACUACUCUCUCGCUCGUUGCGCAAACCACGCGCAAACAGGAACCACACUUGCGAUGCACGUACUGUCCUCCCAGCCGGAAGCCAAGGGCGUCACGUUAAUUCACUCCGCGCCUGGUGGAGUCAACACCAACAUCGGGAAGCGAGCACCGGGCCUUGCCGGCAUCGUUCUCAGAACUGCAGCUUCAGUGCUGCCAAUUUUAAUGCCGAGCAUCAUGGUUCCCAUUGUGGAUAGCGGAGAGAGGCACAUGUACGCGGCGACCAAUGACGAGUGGGGAAAUGGGGGAGUUGUCUUGUUAAAUCAAAAGAGUGAUGUUAUUCCGAAUAACGGUGCACUGAAGGAGCUGCUAAAGAAUAAGACCGAGGUGAAGGUAUGGGAGCAUACUCAGGAGGUGUUUAAGAAGAUCUGUGAUGAAGGUGGAAAGUUUUAAGGCUUGCAUGUAGCAGGCGGUCUGUCAAGCAAUAAGGUCUUUUUAAAGUUUCUUCGUGUAGGAUAUACUUAAUAGUUUGAUACAUGCCAUCCAUUUAAAUGACAGUGUCUCGCUAACUCA
Messenger RNA from Verruconis gallopava, 1404 nucleotides. RefSeq lists its product as uncharacterized. The transcript has 2 exons. Gene Ontology annotation, biological process: secondary metabolic process. Bases 301 to 1284 code for a protein of 327 amino acids. The record is from RefSeq and is a predicted model, not a curated record. NCBI's taxonomy places the organism in Eukaryota, Fungi, Ascomycota, Dothideomycetes, Venturiales, Sympoventuriaceae.